Lymnaea stagnalis (great pond snail) is the source of this 27129-nucleotide messenger RNA. The record is from the annotation of a GenBank genome assembly. NCBI's taxonomy places the organism in Eukaryota, Metazoa, Mollusca, Gastropoda, Lymnaeidae.
GACGCAAGCCAGUUGCCCUGAAUUUAUAACCGGAAGUGUAAUGGCGUUUGGGUGAAAUGAAAAUAACUUAGGUUGUAUUAAAUCCUUUGCCAUCAACGUUUGGUUAGUAUUGUAUUUGUCUAAAAUUUAACAUUUCUGAUGCAUUAUAUCCAAGGAAUUAUAAUAAAUUGAUAACGUACAGCGGUGUUAUCCCCAUAACAUAUGCUUUCCCCCGUAAUAGCACAGCAUCAUAGAAGUUAUUGUAAAAAGUAAUAACGGUUUAGUUUGAUUAUGAAAUUGUUAACACACCUUACAUUUAUGCAGAUUGGUAACAAGAGUAAGAUAUUAUAAACUUAUACUGAAGAAGUCUAUAAAAUAUAAGAUGGUCAUAACUUAAGAACUUAAUAGCAUUGAAAGAUACAAGUGAGUGUUGAUUUUUGGUGUUCUUGGGAUAUGCAAACAUUACAAACAAACACACGGCGUCAUCGGAACGCAAGCCGACCGGAAAGCCAUGCAAGCAACUAAGCAAGUCAAUUAUUAUUGCCAAAGAUUUAUUCUUGAUAUAGGUGUUUAAAAACCAUUAUAGUUAAAAUAUCGGUAAAAGUGCAGUUCAGGUGCGUAUAUUUCUCAUUUCUGGUUGAAAUUCGUAUUUUCGCGUGUAAAAUUAUGUGCAUUUUUAUAAAAGUAUUUUUAAAAGUAAAAUGCCAUCUUUUUGUUGGAAUACAUUUUAACUGAUUUUACGAGAUUAAAAAAAGUACACUGAAAAUUUUUAGGUAAUCUACCACUUGAGCGUCGGCCAAGAAAAAAUCCUGCCGUUGGAAGGGCUAUUUAAACAACUAUUCCUAUAUUAUUUUUAAUGACAUUGGUUGUACGUAUUCAUUCCCAUAAUAAUUGACAAUAUUUAAAAAAAAUAAAAACUAUAACAAUUUUUUUGAAAUAGAAGAUGUGUGAAAAUGGAAUUAUGCAUAGUUUUCUCCCCCAAGUUGACAAUAAAGUUUAAAAAAAUAUAAUUUCCACGAAAACGGUUGUGGUACAUGAAUCCACGUAAAUAUGAAGGGGAAAGAUCACCUGCGCUUCUUGUGCCAAACUGUCUUUUCAGUUUACGCUUUCUGAGCAUUCACGUUUUCCACAGUCUGUCACAGUGUGUGUGGACAUCCGCAUUAUCUGGAUCAAAAAAAAUAAUUGUUGUCUCUUUUUCUUCCUGGCAUAUCGGUAGCUUGGCAGUAAUAAUUAUUUAAAUGUAUUAGUAGCAUUGUGCUAUAUAACUUUAUAGCCUCUAUACAGAAGCAAAAAUAUUAACAGACUCCAAUGUAAGUAUAGUUGUUUAAAUAGCCCUUCCAACCAGAACAACUGGAUUUUUUUCUUGGCCGAUGCUCAAGAGGUAGAUUACCAUUUUUAGAAAAAGUCCUGCGAUGGCCGCCAUCUUGUUUGACACAACCAGUUAAUUUUGUCACUAAUGAAAUGUAUCCCUAAAUCGAUCCCCAUGCCUAACCUGAACCCCAAAUUGAUCCCUAUGCCUAACAUGAAUCCUAAUUCACUGCAACUAUAAAAAACAUGCAAAUGAUGUCAAGGGGUAAAAACUAAGAAUCAGCCAAAGGCCAAGUACACUUUUAUGGAUCUUUUGUCUUUUACGGAGACAUUGUCAUUGUGGUAAAUCAAAUAUAACUAUUGAAUAUUCUGUCUUUAAAUUUAAAGAUACAAGUUAUAAAAGUUGCCCAGUUGGAAGUAUCUUGUUAUAUUUAUUUUAUAUUAUAACUUUACUUAAAGACUUUACUAUCAAAUUAUAUAUAACCAGAGUUAUGGGGAACUCUCAUACUUGACAUACGUAGCCAGUUUACAAGCCAUAUUGCAAUUGUUACAUUCCAUUUUGUUCUUCAAAGGGGAGCACCUUGCUGCGAGAAAUUCCAUAGUUGUAUUAACGUUUCUUGUUGCCUCACAAAGUGCACAUAUAAACCAAAUGUAACAUUAAAAAUUUCGGUAAAUGGUCAAUGAAAAUGCCACUAUUUUAUCAGUGGCCGCCAUCUUGGUUGACACGUCACGUGAAGUCAUCUAUCCCCAUGCCUAACCUGAAACCCUAAAUCAAUCCCUAUGCCUAACCUGAACCCUAAAUCGAUCCCUAAAAUAAUUUUGUAAAAAUAAACAAAGGGAAGUCACUCCCUGGAAAAUAAGUUGUGGCAUCUCGAAUGAUCAUUAGCCAAAAUAUCCGUUGGAUCAAGUAUUUGAAUUUAUUCUUUCUUGGUCAUCCUGCAAUUUUGAACAAAGUGAUCCCACUACCAGUAAUACCGCAAAACGCGUCCAUCUUAUUAUAUAUAAUCAUUAACCCUCACCCUCAUUUUUACUCAGCCAAAUCAGUCAACAUAAGCGCAUUUGCAUACGAAAAAAGGUGAGGGGUGCUCAAAUUAGAGCUGACCAAUAAUGGAUAAUGUAUUUGCAAACACCAGUAUGAAAUGACCCCACGCUAUCAUUCCGAUUUACUCCAUUUUCUGCAACGUCACAAUUAUUUUUUUUUUUAAAGUGGACACGUGAUCACACAUUGGCACAAAUUUGUGGACCCCUCCCCCCUUCAGCUUCAUUCUAGGAUAAUGACGACGUGUGUGUCCACUGCCUUGUCGGUAAUCCACUUCUAAUCCUCCCCUCAAGACUUCAAGGGACAACGCAUAUAUUCCGAGCGCUCUGAGAAAAAAAGAAGGGGGUGGGGGCACUCAUUUGUAAUGAAAUUUCCAGCAUAUUAUUUUUUGUGAACAUGCCUACAGUUUGAAAAUUCGUUUAGCAUACUAACUUAUAGGCUAUUAAAAAUCUGGCCAGAGGGUGAAAAAGCAAAAAAAACAAAUGGGGGCGAUGGAACUUUGGUUGGGAUGUUUAAAGGCGCUUUAGAAAUCAAAUAAUAAGAAGAAAAAGCGCUGUAUAGUUCAGUAUUAGUUAACCAUAACUGCCUGUAUUCAAUUAAUAAAGAAUACACAUAAGUUUACAUGAGAAAAUAUGAAAUGCGUUAAGAAAUAAUAUAUGCACCUGAACUGCACUUUUACCAAAAUAUCAAUAAAAAGGGAGACAAGAGUUUGAAUACCACCAUUCAUUCAGUUUAGUACACUUUUUAUGUGAGGCCCUAAGCUAGUGCUGUAUACUGAGAUUAUUAGAUUACUAUUUUCAUAAUUAAUUUCAAAUGCAGUAUAGGGCCCAACUAGUAUGCUAAAAAUUGGCCUAUGCUUAUACUUUUUACGUAACAGUAGUCUUGGGUAAAUGCAAAGAGAUGACACCGUGAAAACAUAUAGUAACGAAGGUAUGUUAAAUUUAGGAAUAAAACGUUAAAAAUUAAAUGAAAAAAUGUUCAUGUAUCCCUAAACCUAACCUAAACCCUAAAUCUAACCUGGGUAUUGACCCUAACCUGACACUCCCUAAAUCUAUCCCUAAACCUAACCUGAACCCUAAAACUAGCCCUAAAGGAGCAAGUAAAAACAAAAUGUGUCAUUUACACACUGACCAUGGCAAGAAAACUAUGAAAAUGAACAAAAACAAUAAGAAGUGGCCAAAAAUAAUUAUAAAAUAAAUAAUGUAAAUGAUGUCACAGUGCCAUCUCUUUGCAUUGUCCGUGAUGAGUAUUUUUUUCCCCAUAUGCAGACUAACCCUAGCUGGUAAGAAUUACUCAUCAAAUAAAUGUUUUAAGUAAGAAACAUUAGUCUAAGUAGUUGAACAUAGGCCUAUAUUUAGGUUGUAUAUUUUUUUAAAAUACUCAGACUUAAUUUUUGUUUUUAUUUAAUAUUAGGUGAUACAAAUUAGUUGCCGCCAUGUACCUGUAUAAUCUGACACUUCAGAGAUCACAGGGAAUAGUAACUGCUAUUCAUGGCAACUUCUCUGGAUCAAAACUUCAAGAGAUAGUGGUUUCACGUGGGAAAGUACUUGAGUUAUUUCGCCAUGACCCAAACACUGGGAAAAUUUUUCCAGUUCUCUCAACUGAAGUUUUUGGCAUCGUGCGCUCUCUUAUGCCAUUUAGACUAACUGGAGGAACAAAAGGUGGGAUACUCUUUUUACAUGUCAUUUAUUACUACUUAUGAUGCACAUGGUAAGUAAAUAAAUUAUGCACAGAACAACACAAAACUAUUGUGAUAUAGCUGUGAUUUUGUAUUAUAAAGAAAAUAUCUGUGACCAGCUUAACCCAUUCGAUAUGUAUUGCCGCAGUGUGCAUUACCCUGAUUUUGGCUGAAUACGUUUCACAGCAGAGUGCGUCAUCACUUGUUUGUUUCAUUCCUUUAGUGUUUUAACUUUUACAGUCAAAUAUUUUAUUUAUAGCGUUCUAAACUUUUAUUCAGAAGAGUUUCAACUUCCUCUCUGUGAAUUUUCUAUAGGAUGUACCACGUUUUGUGUAUUAUUUGUUAGAUUUUUCAGGUUCUAAAAAUAGUAAACAUACAUCUGCUGAUUGAAAUAUCGUGGUACUAAUAUUAAAAUUAGGUCUGCUCGCUCAAGAUUUAGAAGUAUGACUGCCGAAGAAGCAAGCCAAUUAAUUAGCUUGGAUUAUUCAUUGGACCGGAAUGAAAACAGUGAUGAGGAUUGGGAUAAUAGAUUGCUAUUUGAUAGGGAUGAGGAAUAUAUUCCUCCAGCCACAAAGAGACCAAAAUUAGGCAAGGGGAAAGGAAAAUUGAAAGGAAAAUAUGGCAUCACAUCUAUUUCACCAUCUGGACCUAGUUCUACAGUUACAGUAGGCUUAGGCUUAGCCCAUAAUGCAAGGCAUAGGUCUAACUCUAAUCUGACUACAGAGUCUGAGUGGUCACAAACUGAAAACAAUUUUCGAUUUCACCUGGAGUUGUUCCAAUGAAAACCCUACUCCUAUUAAAUUCUUCAAUGCAUUAUUUGAUAACGUAAAAGAUUACAUUGUUAGAUUAGUAAAUGCUAUUCCAAAAGAAAAGUACAAGUUUACAGACCUACACUUAAUCACUCUGUAUUUAGCAGCUGGAAGGAUAUUUCUAGACAUGAACUAGAUAAGUUCAUAGCUGUUUUGAUUUAUAUGGGCAUGCAUAAAAUGCCGGCUCUUGUGGAUUAUUGGUAUAUGUCGGCUGAAUCCUAAAUCCCUUGGAUACACUACGUUUUUAAAAGACAGAGGUUUCAGGACAAUUAUCACUCCUUGCUAUACUGUGGCGAUGAAACAUCCAAAAGCAAAGUAAAAUUGAACAUUUUAUGAACUCUGUAGAUGAAAUGGUAAUAUGCUUAAAUGGCUGAUGGCAGUUUAAACAAUACAAUGCUAGUAAGCCUAGCAAGUAACACAUAUAAACAUUUAGUUAUGUUAUGUUGUACACAUUUUGACAUAUUUUGGUGCGAAUACUUCAUUUAACCCAGAAGUGGAUAAGGGUGGAGGACAAGCUGUCUAAGUUUUUCAUACUUUGCUUCAACAUGUGGGAACUUGUCACAAAGUUUUUGUACUACACCUCCAGAAAACUCUUUGACUAUCUCCUUGCUAAAAAUAAAUAUUAUACAGGAACUCUUAACAUUAACCAUGUUGGCUUUCUACUGGAGGUAAAGUCUUUGUCUUUACAACACAAAGAAAUGAAAUUGUACCUAAACAACACGAAAAGCAUGCCUUUUGUUGUAUUCAAAGAUAAAAAACCCAAAAAGAAUGUAAUAAUAGUGUCAACAGAUGCAAGGGUACAAACUACCGAAACCAAGAGAAUGGACAAACCUGAAAUAAUUCACAUUUACAAUAAAAAAAUGAAUGGCUUUAAUAAGUUCGAUAAAAAAAGUAACAUACUACUCUAUUUAUGAUCGAAAUACCAUAAAUUGUUGGAAGAAAAUUUAUUGGAAGUCGCCCAGCUGAAUUCCUACAUUUUUUUCAUUAUGCAAAGCAGCAGAUCAAAACCGAAUGAGUCUGAAGGACUAUAAACUUACAUUGAUACUUCAGCUAACUGGGGAUGUAGCAUUUGAUCCACCAGGAAAGGGCCCAGAUAUAGGAUGCCUUGAAAGGACAAAUGAAUCGCAAUUCAUCAUUGAUUAUGAAGAGCAUGACCGAUCUUGUGCCUAUUGCUCUACUGCUACUUAACUAAUACGCAGACACUUUUAUUGCACUGAUUGUGAGGCCAAAGCUCACCUUCAUCCUAAAGGAUGCUUCAGGGCUUUUUGGUCAAAAUGAUGGGCUGAUUUGUUUAUAUAGUUUGUAAAUAUGUGUAAAUUUUUGGUUACCAGACCAGAAUAAUUAUUUUUAUUAUUAACUUUUGGAACAUUUAUUCAAGACUAUUGUGUUGAGAAAAAAUUCACAACCUAGCAAUUUCUUGAGCUAUUGCAACAAAACUUUCCUCAUACUUUGGAUAUAUAAUAAGGUUCAUUUGCUGAAAAAAUUGUCUUGAUUAGAUUAUUCUUACCUGAUUUAUGGGUUGGUGAGUAGAACUGUUAAUAUUUUUUUUGUUAGUAACGUUACUUUUAAAUAACACUGUCAUAUUACCCCUAAAGUUUUUCUCUGUAUAAUUUUUUUUUAUCGCUCUUUUAUAAUAAAAGGUAUGAUAAACUGUAAGCGGGGAUUUUAAGUUAAAAAUCAUCAGGUCGAAUGGAAUUUUAGUCCCUUAAUUUUACUACGUUCCACUGAAUAAUUGUAACGUAUUGAAUGGGUUAAAAGUAUUUAACUUCUGUUCGUUAAAGAAUACACUUUCUCUUAACAAUAAGAUAAAUUUAACAAAUUUGAAUGGGAUAGUUGCCUAGUUAAGUACAUGUAGACAUGUAGUACAUGUUUAAUAAUAAUAAAGAUUAUGCACUUUUAAUCAAAAUGGAUUGAUAUCAGCCUUUUUUGAUGUAGGGCAAAUUGAUUAGGCCCCGAUUCAUAAUUAAGAAAAAACAUAGCUUGAAACUAAAACAGAUUUGUAAAUUGUUUUGUACCUGUCAUGUAAUUAUUGAAUUUGUUUUUACCCAAUUAAAUAUAAAUUUACUAACUUACUUAAAAUAUAAAAUAAUUUUUCAUUCUCAGAUUAUGUUGUAGCAGGAUCUGAUUCUGGCAGAAUUGUCAUUCUUGAGUACAUUCCAUCCAAAAAUAUGUUUGAACGGGUAGGUAAUUCAAUAAUUUUGUUACAAUGCAGUAGAAUACAAGGUUUUCAUAUAUUUAAAAAAAAACCUGUUCUUAAAGUACAGCUUAUAAAAUUAAUAUGCGUUGUUUAUUUAAACUGUACUUAAAUAUUUAAUUUUGUGAAAUGUGUAUCCACUAGAGAAGCAUUAAAAAUAUUUUGAAUAACUUAUAAGCAGAUAUUAUUUUGCAUUGUACAGGUCCAUCAAGAGACUUUUGGUAAAAGUGGAUGCAGAAGAAUUGUACCAGGACAGUAUUUAGCUGUUGAUCCUAAAGGAAGAGCUGUUAUGAUUGGUAAGAAUAUUUUUAAGAGCAAGAAAUAUCUCUGAAGUGGGGCAAGUGGGAAUAGAUUAAAUUUUAUUUGUAUUUUAAAAUCUGAAUAUCAAUCAUAUUUGAUAAUUAGUUAUGGUCCAUCUACUACAGUUACUUGAAAAAAAAUAUUCAUUUAAGUGGCACACUUUAUAAGAAUUCCAGUUAGUGCUUAACACACAUACACACAAUGUAUUCAGGUCAUCCUACACUUUUUUUCUCCUUUUACACAUGUUUGUUACAUCUUUAAAUUAAGCAGUUAUCAGGAAUUUUAUUUUUCGCGCCCUUGAACUCACCAUUACACCAUUCUUUUUUGUCUUAUUAAAAGUAUUAUAUUGAUUGAUUAUCCACAUAAAUUGUUUUUAAAAAAUUUGUUUCUUCUUUCUCAAGGUGCUGUGGAAAAACAAAAAUUGGUAUACAUUCUAAAUCGAGAUGCCCAGGCUCGCCUGACCAUUUCUUCCCCGCUUGAAGCCCACAAAUCAAACACACUUGUUUAUCACAUGGUUGGUGUUGAUGUGGGUUUUGAAAAUCCAACAUUUGCAUGCCUGGAAAUCGAUUAUGAGGUAUCAGUAUUAUAGAUUUAUCAUUUUAUAUAUAUUAUGAGACCAUGUUUAUUUUUGCACAAGAAUAAAAGGAGGACUUAUUGAGAUUGAAACUUGAUUGCAAUGUUUAAAAUUUUGAUCUAUUUAUGAGCGCCAAGUGGGGAAUGGGGGUUAGUCUUUAGCAGAAACUCAGGAGAAAAAUUAAUAGAUUUUAAUUAAAAUGAAUUACUAAAAGUGUUUUUUAAUAUCUAAUUUAGGAAGCCGAUACAGACCCCACUGGUGAAGCAGCUCUUAAAACUCAGCAGUUAUUGACGUACUAUGAAUUGGAUUUAGGCCUCAAUCAUGUUGUUCGGAAAUACUCUGAACAGUUGGAAGAGCAUGCUAAUUUUCUAAUAUCAGGUAAUGUUAAUUCUAGUUGCAAUUUUUGUGAAAUGUUUAAUUAAAUAGAAAGAAGAUCAAAUUAGCCUCCAUGGAACUAAAUUUGAUAAUUUUUUAUAUCAUGUUCAUAUUAACAUUUACAGUUCCUGGUGGCCAUGAUGGACCAAGUGGAGUGCUUAUUUGCUCAGAAAACUAUAUUACAUAUAAAAAUUUGGGUGAUCAGCCAGACAUUCGAUGUCCGAUUCCCAGGAGGAGGGUAAAACAUUAGUAAACAUCUUAGAAUAAUUAUGUUUAUUUCAUCUUUGGCUUGAAUAAUUUUUUUAUAUUUUACCUUUGCCACAACGAUUGGAUGGAUCACAUGCAGGUUGUAUAGGCUUGCAGUUAACUUUUACUCUUCUUAGAUUUUAACACUUCCACUGAGCUGUACAAUUUUUUAGGUCUGGGAAAUAUUUUGUCAAAUGAUUGGAAAUUUUUUAAUGUAAUAGUAUAGUUAUUUUUUUUAAUAGUUAAAAGUACUAUAAACAGUCCUUUCUGUUGAUAUAUAUAUUGCUUGUAUUUAUCUUUCUUGAUUUGAGUCUUGUCUUUUGUCUUUUUUUAGUGUGAUUUGGAUGAUCCUGAGCGGGGCAUGAUUUUUGUGUGUAGUGCUACACACAAAACAAAGGUGAGGAGAAAAUUCCUAUAUUUUUUUUUAGCACAUGAUAAAUCAGUUAACCAAGUAUGUAGCAUAAUGUUAUAAGAUUCUGAGAUGUACUUUAUUGUGUAUUUAUAAAUUAAUUUAUGCAUACAUUUGGAAGGUUAAGGUUUAAAUCAAACAAAUUUAAAGAAAAAUUUUCCAGGAAAAUCUUGAUAAGUUGUACUUUAUGUCAGUUAGCACAUUGUACUGAUAAUUCUGUAUGUGGUAUUCACAUUUGCUUUCUUUUUCAGUCGAUGUUCUUCUUUUUAGCUCAAACAGAACAAGGCGAUAUUUUUAAAAUCACACUUGAAACAGAUGAAGACAUGGUGAGAAUAAAUUUUAUUGUAGUAGAUAUAAGUUAAAAUACAAAGUUACCAUUUGAAAUAGAUACUUAUAAAAUAUUGCUAAUAUUUUUUGUUUGUUUCAGGUAACCGAAAUUCGUCUCAAGUACUUUGAUACUGUUCCCAUAGCAACAAGUAUGUGUGUGCUCAAAUCUGGCUUUCUUUUUGUUGCUGCAGAAUUCGGAAAUCAGUAAGGUCUUCUUAAAUAAUUAUAACUUGCAUGGCUUGUAUUUUAAUGUCAUAAAAAUUUAUUUAAGAUAAUUUAACUUGUUAAAUAAUAGAUGAGUUCUUUAAGUUAUUUCCACAGCAAGCAGGUGCUGUGGGUUUUUUUAAUGUAAUAUAUUUGUUUUUAAUUACAGCCAUUUGUAUCAGAUUGCGCAUUUGGGAGAUGAUGAUGGGGAAAGGAUGUUCAGUAGUGCUAAUCCACUUGAGGAAGGUGACACAUUUCAUUUCUCACCAAGAGAAUUGAAAAAUUUAGUCAUGGUUGAUGAAAUGGAUAGUUUGUCUCCUAUUAUAACUACACAGGUGUGUUUAAUUUUAUAUGAAUUUGAAAAGAAAGCACAUAUUCAGCCACUACUAUUUUUUCUUAUUUAUUUACUGGGUAAAAUAAAGCAACUUGUUGCUGCAAGUUGCUGUAUUCAAUCUCUACUUUCAGCUCUUCCUUCUCUUACUCGCCAACCUUAGUGCAUAUUCUGUUGUGUUCAUUAGUAUUUCUUAGAUUUUUUGGGGUAGUUUUUUACCUUUAGCGUUUUUUUAAACGCUGCUUGCAUCUUUUAAUCAAGUUUUGUUUCGGUUUGCUUAACCAGAUAGCUGAUUUAGCAAAUGAAGAUACCCCUCAGCUUUACACAUUAUGUGGAAGGGGGCCCAGAUCUACCCUUCGUGUUCUUAGACAUGGUUUGGAGGUAUAUAUUGUUCAUAUUUUGUUAUUAUGACUGAUGAUUACAGUUUUGAUACUUUUCACAAAAAUAGUAACAUUCAUUUAGACACCUCAGGAUUCCCAUCAUCACCAACGUAAAUGUCUUUGAAUAAAUAUAUUACAUUUUUUAAAUACUUAAGUAAUUACAGGCUAUUAAAAUUUAGAAAAGCAUUAUUUUAUCAAUAAAUUAAAAUUUGUCACUGAUAGCCCAUAAUUAUUUUUACUUUAGAAUGUUUGUAUUUGAUAGAAAAUUUAUAUUGCAGGUAUCUGAAAUGGCUGUUUCAGAACUUCCAGGUAAUCCAAAUGCUGUUUGGACUGUGAAAAGACACACCGAUGGUGAGCUCUUAAUAAAAUUAGACCUAUGUGUACCAUGUAAUGUAUUAAUGUAUUUAUGCUGUGGAAGUUCUUUGAAUGCAAGUAGCCCCCAAUUUAUGUUUUAAUUAGCACCAAAUUCUGAAUAGUAUUUUUUUCUUAAAAUACCCUUUAACAAAUAGCUAUUAUUAAAGAAUAUAUAAUUUCUAUAUUUAUAUUAUAAAAUUAAAUUAAUUUUCAUAUCUGGAUAACAUCAAAGCACAUAGAAAUUUUUAUAUACCAGUACUUUAAAAUUAUUAACCUUGUUCCCUGUAACUGAAUAAAGAAUAAAUCCUAAUUUUUAAGUACCUUGAUUUAAAAAUACAUUUUAAGUUGCUCUAAGAUUUGAUAUUGACUUUCAGCUAACAUAAAACAACAAAAAUCCACCUUAGUUUAAAAUAUGCACCUCUUUAAUUGAGGGCUACUUCCAUAUGUCACCACUGGUAAAAGGACACACAGCUGUAUUUCAAAGAGAAUUUAUAAUUUCAUUUUGUAGGGAAGAGAUGAGUGGUCAUAAAUUUCAACUUGUGCCUUUUUUUAGUUUGGAAAAUUUUUCUUCCAGCUUUUCACUUAAAAGCAGUCUGGAUAUUCAACAUUUGCCCAGGGAUCAAGUAUUUUCUUCUGAUUUAAUUACUUGGUUUUAUGUAAACUUAUUACAAGUUCCAUUGUUUUGUUUAGGAUGAUCCUUCCUGUUUCUCAUGCCCCAUCUGAUUAACUUGGACAACUUUACUAUUUGAUGGCUGCAUCCAAUGAGCAUUAUUUCAUACUUUUUUUUGCGUCUGGUAUUGUUUUACAGCUUUCACUGGAGACGAUUGUGGAAAGAAAUUAUUUUAAAUAAAAUUUAAUUUUAAAAAGUUGAUCAAAAGUUCAAAAGUCCGGUUUAAUAAGUGGCUGGCAGGAUUGAACACAAUCCAACGCCAAGCCUACUUUCUUUUUUCAGGUGAAGUUCCUCUUUGUCAUAGUCUCAAGGUAAGUUGAUCAUCCCAUUCAAUAAUGUGCGAUGGGACAGUAAUUGAAAAAAAACAAAACAAAAACAAAUCAGAAAAACAUCAGAUCAGUAUUGAGUCUAAUUUUCCUGUGUUUUGUAAGUAGUACACAUCUUAUAUACAGUACAUGUUGUACAAAUCUUUCUCUUAAUUUGGAUAUUUUUCACAAAUAUGCAGGCAAAAAAUCUUCACAGUUAGAAGGAAUUAUCUAAUUUUUUUUGUGCUUGUUUCUGGUCAGGGUAAAUCCGCUUGGUAUUUUGUUAUAAAAUUUAUUGUAAUUAAGUGAAAUUUAUACCACUUUUUCUUAUUGUAAUUGUUACGUUUGGGAGUAAUUGUGGUGCAGUUAUUUUUUGGUCCAUUUAUAAGACUGUCAUCAUUAGCGUGUUUCUUGUGACAUUUUGUACUGUCCCUUGUUAAGUACAAUUGUUACCUGAGGUUAUAUAAUUUAUUUUAUUAAUUUAUUUAUUUCUCAGAUGACUAUGAUGCUUAUAUCAUUGUGUCUUUUAUGAACGCCACUCUGGUACUAUCUAUUGGUGAAACUGUAGAAGAAGUGACAGAUUCUGGAUUUCUAGGCACUACACCUACCAUCUCUAGUUCACAGCUUGGAGAUGAUGCUCUGGUACAGGUAAUAUCAGCUUUGGUUUUGUAAUGUAAUUUCAGUUUUUACUUUAAUUAAUGUCCUUAUUCGCUCAAGAUUUUAUUUUUCCUUUUUUUUUUUAAUUAUAAUUUUUUCUGGAACUUUUUCUUUCUGUAAAUGAUAAUAAGAUUAAUAAUUACCAUUUUUAUUACUGCUGCGAUAAGUUUGCAUUAAAUAUAAUUCAUAGAUUUACCCUGAAGGAAUUCGUCACAUUCGCUCAGAUAAGCGUGUGAAUGAAUGGAAAACUCCUGGGAAGAAAAAUAUUGUGAAGUGUGCUGUCAACCAAAGACAAGUUGUAAUUGCUUUAACUGGAGGGGAGCUAGUCUAUUUUGAAAUGGAUCCAGUAAGUUGUAGUUUUGGAUUAUCUUUUACUUAAUUAUUUUCAUCUAUAAUAGAUUAUUUUUGCCAUUCUUUCAUGAUGUUAUUAAAAUUCAGUAUUUAUUAUAAAUUGUAUUAAACUUAACUAUAUUCUGUAUAGACAGGUCAAUUGAAUGAGUAUACAGAAAGAAAAGAGAUGUCUAGUAAUGUUGUGUGUAUGGCUCUUGGGAGAGUUCCUGCUGGAGAACUUAGGUCUCGGUUUCUUGCAGUGGGAUUAUCUGACAAUACUGUGAGGAUUAUCUCCCUUGAUCCAAAUGUAAGCAGGCAUUUUCUUCCUAUUUAGGCAUUGUAAAUAGAGACGGUGACAGUCAGUGUCAUGUAUCAGCCUUUCCAAGGUUGGCUAGGUAUAUUCUUGUAGUCCUACUUGCUUUCCAUUUAUUUGGAAAGUAGAGAUUUUUACCUUUAUUUUGUGUGCUUUUGUAGGAUUAAUUAUUCCAAGGAAACUUCGUAGCUGCAAAUUCACACUGAAAGAGAUUUAUCCUGUCUUUUUUACUAGAGCCUUCCAUCAAUGCACAAAAUCAAUUAAUUGCUUAACUCACGAACUGUGGCAUCCAUUUUUCUGUGGUGUGGAGCUUUGAGUGCCAUUUGAAAUUGCAUUAAAUGACAUAGAAAUAUUGAUACCAUACACCAAUAAAUGUAUAUUUUUAGAAAGGUAAAUGGAUGUGGAUAAAGUUGGCUGUAUUGCCCACCCUGUAAAAAAUUUUUGCUCAGUUCCUUGACCUUGGAGUUCUCAAGAAUAAAAAAAAUAGACAAAAUGUCUUGCUUUCAAGUGCUCAUAACAUCAUUAAUUUUUAUAGAAAUGUUGUAGCAAAUUCAUUUAUCUUUAAGAAAAUGUAUAGUUUAAUGUUUUCAUUGCAAUUAAACGUCUGAAAGCAAUUUGAGUAAUUUUAGGUCAUUUAUAUAAGAAACUGGGGACCACUGCUAAAACCAAGUACAAAAAUACAAAAUCCCAGCCAAAAUACUUAUUAUUGACUUGAGUAAACAUUUAAAAAGGAACUGUGGAACUGAUUUGGGUUGGAAUUUAUUAGUUCUGAACUAUAAUCUGUAGAUUCUGUGACUAAAAUUCAGUCAGCCCUUGCCCAACCUCCGGGCUUUGCGAAUAGCCUCAGUAGGCCUACUUCAGUAUCACUAAGACUUGUAUAAAAUUUACGGGAAGAAUAAGCUCAACUGAUAUCGUCAUGGGGAAUGUUAAAAUCAACAGGAGUAUCACUUAAAACCUCUCUUAAAAAGCUUUCAAACAUAUUUUUAUUAGUUCUUGCACUGAAGGCCCAACCAUAGCGUCAACCAUUUUAUCUUUUUAAAAAAAGGUAUAAAACUCUGAUUAAUAAGUAUUUAUUUUCAAGUUAUCGCAAAACAGCUUGAACCAGAAGAUUAUUUAAUUAUUAAUAAAAGGAAGUGGCUAUCAUUCUGGUUGAAUAUUGGAUUGGAAGUAGCUAUCAGACAGUGUUUUUUAUCGGCCGCCACAGUACAGAAUGAGAAUGUCGGCCGAUUUUUUUCGGCCGACCACAGUUCGUGGGUUAAGAGAAAAUUUUUAUUGAUUUAUAAUGCAUUGGGUUUUUUUUUGUUUGUGUAAUGUGAUUCAUAUAUUUUAUAUAUGCAAGUUUAACUUUAUGAUGAGAUUAUACUAUUUUUAAUGGACUUUUUUUUUUUUUUGGACUGAUGUCUUAGUGUGACAUGUGGCAAUGGUGAAUAAUAGUGAAUUAAUGUAGUAAAUGAUCCUUCAGCAUUUAAAUUAAUCUAGUGGUCACUUCAUGAUGCGGUAUCGGUGCCUUUACUUUGCCCAUGCUUCGAGUCUUAAUUUCUCUUAAAUUUUAGGAUUGCUUGUCACCACUAAGUAUGCAGGCGCUUCCAGCUCCACCAGAGUCAUUGUGUAUCAUUGAGAUGGGUGGUACUGAAGCAAAAGAAGAGACCGGAGAAACUGCUACAGCCGGUGGUAUCUACCUUAAUAUUGGUUUACAGGUCAGUUGUGCAUGUGAACGAGAAGGGUUGUUAUUAUUAAGUAUAUAUUUAUGGGGAUAGUAAACUAUUUAUGGAAAUUUAUAUAUUGUUCUGUUGCAUACAUUUUUUUAGGAAUAACCCUUUACAAGGCAGAUGUUCUUUUUUUUUGGUUACUCUAAAAAGGCAACAUUUUUCCGGUUUUAGUAAGAUUUAAGGGUACGUUAGUACAAACAUCAAAUCUAAGAUGUUAGUAUACAAAUUUUUUGAACUAAAAAGCAAAAUAAAGGAAAAUUAAUGCAGAUUUAUUAUUUUACUAGCAUGUUGAAGUAAUCAACACAUGAACAAAAAUAUUUGCAAAAUACAUUUUCACUAUGAAUGUCAGUCAUCUAUUUACUAUUUACAAACACUAUGCCAUGAAAUCGAAGUGUGUACACUGCUUACGUUGAUAUUGUUAAUAAUAUUGAUAUCUAGUUUUGAUUCAUAGUGCUUUUCGUGCAUUUCAAUGUCACUUAAAUUGAAAACAGUGAAAGCUCUGCUAUCACUUGAAGAAUCGUCGAAAUCCAGUUUGAAAAAUAAAGUAUUAAAACCCUGAAAAUACUAGUAACUGCCGCCCAAGCUGUCUGCAAAACGAAUGUAAACAAUGGGAAGUCUUGCAAAGUCUCGGAGAUAGCGUGUUUACAACUCUUAGUUAUCACAGACACUUUUGGACUCUGUAAAGGGUUAAGUUGUAAAAAAGUAAUGUGGACAUGAUGUUUUUCCGUGUUUCACCUGAAUUUUGUUUGAUGUACAAUGUUGAAGAUCUGAUCCACAUUAAGUUUUGUAUUUAGCAUUGGUUUAAUAUUAUGAAAAAAUUAGUUUAAAAAUAAUUGUGGAUGGAGUUGCAUCAAAUUAAUUAACAUUAUUUCAUUUCUUAGAAUGGUGUUUUGCUGCGGACUGUGCUUGACACUGUCACAGGAGACUUAUCAGACACGAGAACUAGAUAUCUUGGAUCUCGACCUGUCAAACUUUUCAGAAUAUCCAUGCAGGGAUCAGAAGCUGUAAGUGGUUUAUUUUUAUAUUUUUAGCAUAUAUUUUGUUAUAUUUCUGUGAUUUCACCUGAGCUGAAGGCUAUCACUUAUGCUAACUGGUGAUAGGCUUUUUGUUUUUCUUUUGAUGUGUUGUUAAUUAUCAUUAUCAUUUAUAAUUAUCAUUGCCAUUAUUUAGUAAUUUCUUUUUGAUGUUCUUUAUUUUUAGGUACUGGCAAUGUCAAGUCGAACAUGGCUCAGCUAUACUUACCAGAGCAGAUUUCAUUUAACUCCAUUAUCAUAUGAGACACUUGAAUAUGCAUCAGGUUUUGCUUCAGAGCAGUGUCCAGAGGGUAUUGUUGCCAUUUCUACAAAUACAUUGAGGUAAAUAAUCACCAGAGCAAUUAUUUAAAGCAGAGGUCACCAAAAAUUUUUAACAGCGGGCCGUAUAACAAUAGGAUGAGCACGGGCCGCAUAAUCAUUCUGUAAAAUACUUGCAAGCCAGAACAGAACGAAAGCUCUAGGAAAAAAGACUGAAAACUAAGAGUAAUAUUCCAUGUAAAUCAUGGGUGUUAACCAUGGCAACGUCAGUGCGGAGCUACCACGAGCCGGGAAAGGACUUGGGAAGGCGCGAAAUAAGCAAUCAUUGCAAUAAUUUAAACAAACAUGAAAAAUCUCAAUACAAUAAUUUAAAAUUGAAAAUGGUAAAGUUAAAUCACCUAGUAUUCUAAAAUAAUGUUUAAAUUGUACCACAACAUCUCGUGUUACAUAAGUUUUAUCAAGCAAAAUCAAUACCGUCGGUAGGCCUUAUGAAAUGACGUCAGUUUUGGUGACCCCUGAUUUAAAGUAUAAUAAAGCGAUGCUUUCAUCUAUCACUAUUAUGAUUCCCUUGUAUUUGAUAUUUCUUUAAAAUUUCUGUGGACCCUUAAAAUCUAUACAUUUUACACAACACAAAACAAACAACUUUUAUUAUGUUUCUUUGGUGAGCAAAUUUGGUACAUAAUUUAUGCAAAAACAAUAACUUUGUUUUAAAGCAUUACACAUACACAUAGCUCUAGUUGAAUUUAUUAAUAUAUUUCUACAGAAUUUUGGCACUGGAAAAAUUAGGUGCUGUGUUCAACCAGGUGGCAUGGCCCCUUCAAUACACUCCUAGAAAAUUUGUAAUUCAUCCAGAAUCAAAUAAUUUAAUCAUUAUUGAAACAGACCACAAUGCUUACACAGAAGAGACAAAACAACUGAGGAAACAGCACAUGGCUGAGGUAAAAAUGAUUGGGAGAAAUAUUUAAUAUUUAUUUGUUGACUUUUUCAUUUUUAUAAAGGUAAUAUAUUUUAAAUUAAUAUUUUAACAUUCAUUUCAUGUUUUCAAUUACAUUUUGUGUUAAAGCAACCCUUGUAAGAAUAUCUAUUAACUAUUUUUAAGCACUGUUGUUUAAUUUUAGGUUACUAGAAGCAAAUUUUCAGUUAUGUAAUCAAAGAUGAUGAACAAACUUUCUCUCAGCUGAGUGUCUUUUUGAUGACAACCUCUGGUACACUCUCUGAUUUGAUUGCAUGUUGUAAUAAGCUAUUGAAUUAUUGCUUUUUUUAACUCUUACUCUUAACUCUGCUGUUAACUCUUACCGUUUUGAUGAAUAUUGUACGAUUUUGAGGUAUCUUUUACGUUUGAAUGCCAAGACCCAUCACAACUAAGAUUUUAAGAAACUAGAUUGAAAAUAUAUACAUUCCAAUAGUUAUUUCGAUUUAUAAAAAUAAUAUUCCAGAAGUACAUUUUGGGUUGUUAGUUUUAACCUUCUUGUCCAUGUUGUGAAGAAUAUGAUUUUUUGGGGACCAAAUAUUUUUUAGGGGGAGGUGGAUGUACCAUGGCAAUAGAAAUUUCAGCCGAGCAAAAUAAUUAUGCAACAAAAUAACAUCAUACAGCUAAAACUCACUUGGGCGACUAUGCUAUUAUUACUGCAGCCGUGUCUAGCAAGUACAUUAUGAACACACAUUAAAGAAUGCAUUUUUAACUGUUCGGCGCGGCAAUAUUAGUUUUUGACAUAUUUUGUAGUAUCUGAGAGGGCCGCUGAAAUCUAUUUUGGAACACACAAAACAGCUGUACGAUUUUUAGUACUCCCGUUUGGCUCCUUUCACCCAUUUACAGCUUGUGAUAGUUAUCAGACUAUAAUAUAUUAGCAGGAAACAGGUUUAAUGGAUAUUGAUUUAUUGUUUUUUUUUAAACCAGCUUUUCCUAAAUUAUAAAUCACAAGUUUGUUGGUAGGUUUUUUAAAUGUCAUCAUUUGUUGAUUACCGUAUUUUUCGGUGUAUAAAAUGACUAGGCAUAUAAGACGACCCCCUACUUUUCCUGUUAAAAUAUAAGGUUUGUGCUUUAUACCAGCUUAUAAGACGACCCCCAGCGUAUAAGACAACCCCCGACUUUAACAAGAUUUUCAUGGGUUAAAAAGUCAUUCUAUACGGCGGAAAAUACGGAUAAUUCUCAUUUCCAUUUUUAUUUUAUGAAUAUCUUUCUUCGAGUUUGAACCACGUUAAAUUUUACCAGUAACUUUAUUUUACCAGAACUGACUGUGAUAAUGUGAUCUGCAUAUUCAAUCAGUAUGAAUUAAUAUCAAUUGCAAAUAUUUGUCAGCAAAUGAAAUUGACAGCAGAUUGCAAUUUAACGGUCUGUCAUUUACUUUUAGCAGCUACCUUUUAUGUGCCCCUAAACACACUGCGUUCAAACUAGUAUCAAAAUAAAUGUCGACAAAGAGGCUUUCUUCCGGUAGAACUAUAAAUAGUAAUGCCCAACAGAUUUCCGCUGUACUAAGCGAUGUAGUAAACAACCUCAAAACGUGCGGGUUUUGCGGAAACGGACUGUAGGCUUAAGGAAAAAAUCAGCGCGUUUCGGGCGCACCGAACUGUAAAAGGUUAACACGAUCCCACAUGACAUGCGAUGCGAGUAGUUAUUAUAUUUACUGUAUAUUUAUUUACCAUUAAGAUACUGUAUUGUAUGAUUUUAAGACGAUAUUGUACAAUUUUAGGAGUUUGGGGUAACAGGUCUGAUAAAGCUUUAAUUGUGAAUAUUGUAUUUUCAGUGCAUCUUAUACUCAGCCAGUUUAAAAACCUUGUAUUUAAAUUAUAUCUACAGGAAUUAAUAGAAGCAGCAGAUGAAGAUGAACGUGAGCUUGCUGCAGAAAUGGCUGCACAAUUUUUAAAUGAGGACCGCCCAGAGACAAUAUUUGGAGCCCCAAAAGCUGGACUUGGCAUGUGGGCAUCUGUUGUACGCAUUAUUAAUCCAAUAACAGGAGAAAAUUUGGAGAAAAUAGCAUUGGAUCAAAAUGAAGCAGCUCACAGGUAAAAAAAAAAAAAGAAGCACACUGGUAUUGUUAGUUUUAUAUACUUUUUACUUGAUACUUGGCCGAAGAAAUUAUCUGAUCCAAUAAAAUUCUACUCAUUGUUUUUUUAAUUGAAAUGUUUUCCCAAACUGUGCAAGGAACACAUAAGCCUUAUUUUAGGGGAUUUUCAUUAAAUUAUAAAUUUAACAGAUGUCAUCCUGUUCACAAAGUUUCCAGUUUUCCGGCAUCGUAAUAAAUGCACAUCAUUUUAAAUUCCAGAAAUAGGUAGAUUGUUUUUCUUUGUUAUUAUAUUUAAAAGGUAGGAAAUUUAUGUAAAUUUAAUACGCAUAUUCAGUGUGUUUACCUCGGUGUGUGGGCGAAAAAAAUAUUUUAAUUUGUACUAUAUUGUUUUAAAGUUGUAAGCAAAAUGAAAACAAAAUUAAAUGCUACAUGUUUUAUUGAUGAAAUGAAUUCUUUUUCUCUUCCAAUUUUUCAGUGUUGCUUUGGUAAAAUUUUCUUGUAAACCAGAUGAUACCAUUCUUAUAGUUGGUAUUGCCAAAGAUCUAGUGUUGAAUCCACGUUCUGUCACAGGUGGAGAACUCUUAACUUAUCAAGUAAGUAAAUAAAUACCAAAAAAGUAUUAAAGUAAAAUGGAUCUUAAAGUUAUCAAAAAUGAUGAACAAUCUUUCUCUCAUCUGAAUGGUCAGGUGAAGAUACCCUUUGGUACAACUUUCUGAUUUGAUAAACAUAGCUAGUUUUUUUUAUAGGUGAACUCUCAAAUAUUUUUGGCAAUUUUAUUAUCUUUAUCAUUAAGUACCUUUACAAUCUGGCUGGUUGUUCAAUGAAGAACAUAGCAAUAUUAACAUGUAAUAUAUAUUUGUAUUCUGAUUUGAAUUAUCUAUUAACAGAUCAGCAUUAAUUAUGGUUUUCAUACCUAAAGAUUGAGUUUUUUUCGUUUACUAAAUUAAAAAAAUAUCACAUGGUAGAAGUAAAUUAAGUAUUGGUAGAAAAAAUAAGUAAUGAGACCUAAGCAAAAUCUUUAUUUCCAUCCAUGGUAUCCAUUUCUAAAACACGUUAAAAUUUCAAGCACUUUUACCAUUUGUUUUAAUUAGGCUACUUUUUAAAAUGCAUCCAUAAAUUAAAAAAAAAAAAUAGAAAUUUUAGAAUUUGAUCACUGAUUUUAAAAAAAUGUAAUUUAAUAGGGCAAGUUUUUCAUGAGAGAAAUACCAUUAUUAUCGAUGAUAUAAGUGGGUAAAAAUUAUUUAAAUAUAUUUCUUUUAAAAUGUUCCACAUUGGGUACAACUAAAAAAAAAUGAUUUUGAAAUUCGACAUUUUCAAUUUUCUAGAAAAUUAAUAUUUUUAAAAAUGGCAGCACAAUAAGUUCUAGAUUGUCUCUCUAUUUUACGAAUCAAAUAAAGAUUUUGCCCAUUAUUUCUUUACUGGGAGUGUUAUGUUAACAAAUUAAUCAAUGUCUAAAGAAAAGGUAUUAUUAUUUUGAGUUCAAUUAAACAUAAAUUAAAAGUUUCCAUUUAGUUUAAACCAAUUUAGUUAAAGCAGGGCUCAGAUAAGUUAAUCCUUUAAUUAGUAACUAAUUACUGUAUUUCAUAUAUUAUUAUAACCUUAAAAAUUGCUAAUAAAAUUUACUCCACAUAUUGGAUGAAAUCAAAGUUACAUGCAAUAAAUACCAUUAGAUUUGUUAUAAUUGUUAGAAGCUAAUUAAAAAAAUCCUAUAGACAAGUAUUUGUUUUUAAUCUUAACUGCUAGGUAACAGAGAAUGGAACAAAGCUUGAGUUACUUCAUAAAACACCAGUAGAGGAUAUUCCUGGGGCCAUUACACCUUUCCAAGGGCGAGUACUCAUUGGAGUUGGGAAGUUUUUAAGAAUUUAUGAUUUAGGAAAAAAGAAGCUGUUGAGGAAAUGUGAAAAUAAGGUUUGUUCUAGUUAUUUGGUUUUUGAUUUGUGGAAAUGAUGUUUUCCGUGUUUCACCUGAAAUCAUUUGAUUAUAUUUUAUUGAAACUGAUCCACAUAAUGUUAUUGUGUGUUUUUAAAUGCUUUAAUUUUACAAGCAAUAGUAAAGCCCCUUAAAUUUGAAAGGUGUAAUAAAGGAGUUUUAUAACAACUGUUAUAUUCUAUUAUUUAUAUUAUAAAACUAAAAGUAAUUGAUAAAUACAUUUGAAAACUUAAUACAUUGUGAAGGAAAUGAAACUGAAAGUGCAAUAUGUCCAUGCAAAGUCACAUACAUUUUUCCCCAUUACAAUUUCAGCACAUCCCAAACUUUGUUGUUAGUAUCCAUACGAUGGGUAAUCGAGUUAUAGUUGGAGAUGUACAAGAGAGCUUUCACUUCUUGCGAUAUCGCAGACCAGAGAAUCAGCUUAUAGUUUUCUGUGAUGAUACAAAUCCUCGAUGGGUAACAUGUUCCUUCAUGCUGGAUUAUAAUGCAAUAGCUGGUGCUGACAAAUUUGGGAACAUAACAGUAGUAAGUAUUACAUUAAUUUUUAUUAUGGUAAUAAAGGGGAGAGACAGCAGUCAUGUUUAGAUGAAAGAAAUAAGGAAAUAAGGCAAGGUAUGGGAAAAACUGAAAAAAUGAUACAACAAAACAAUGAAUGUGUCUGCAAACAAAUUGUGAAGACAAAAUAAAAUUGUAGUAUCCAAGAGGACAGCAAGAGGAAUGUGAUAGAACCUAAGUAGCUUUUAGUCGUAACAGAGAUCGAAGAAAAAGUUAAGUGAAGGAGAACACGACAAUCAUGCAAAGUGUUGUCAAUGUACUAAUUUUUAGUACCAGUACAUGAUUUUUAUGAGUAUAUUAUUGGUUUAAAGUUUGAAACAAUUUAUUUCAUAUAUUCUUAAAGAAAAGUUUGACUUUGAAGAUUUUUCAAUUAAAAAAUAAAUUGUUACUUUUAGACCUUCAAACUAUGAAUAAUGAGAAAAUUGGAGAAAUUAUGUAUUAUUUUCAUUACAAAUAAGAUAAAAUUUAAUAGACAAUGAAGUGAGUAAUUUAUUUUCAAUACAUUUUUUAAUUACUUUGUUCCAAAGAUUCGUCUACCGACUGAAGUCAGCGAUGAUGUUGAUGAAGAUCCUACGGGAAAUAAAGCAUUGUGGGACAGGGGACUACUAAAUGGAGCAUCCCAAAAGGUGGGACAAAAUUUCUAAUUAUAUUUCUAUCUUCCAAUCUUUCUUAUGCCCUAAAAAAAAUGUAGCUGUUGCAAAUUAUUAGCCAUUAUUUUUUUUUCCACAAUUUAAAACUUAGUGUUUGUAAUGAAAUCUGAAUACUCAUGUGAAUGUGGAACUGAUGUUUACCGUGUUUCAAAUGAGCUGAUAUGAUUAUAAUUUUAUUUACUGAUCCACAUAUAAAUUAAACAUGAGCCCAUAAAGGCCUUUUCUCUUGAUCUCCUGAAUUAGGGAAUAUUUUUUGUGUGCAUAUUAAACAAUUAUGUCACAAGAUAAGACUAUCUAUUAAAUACCAGGUGAUUUUAUUUGAACGCUAUUAUAUAAAUUUUGAGCACAUGUGAAGCGGUUCUACCAUUUAACAAUUGACAUAUUGAGGUAUUUAUGGAGGUGACUCAAAGAAAUAAGCAUUGUUAAACAACAGCAAAGUAGUUUGUCUUGGCAUAAUUUAAUUUACAUAUUUUUUUGCACACACUGCAGUUUAUAGUGUGAGGUUUUAUAUUAUUUAUAUGUUUACUCUAUAACAUGUUAUCAAUUUUUUUAUAACACAGUGACAUUACUUUAUGAGAUCUAUACAUUUUUGUUCAAAUGUAUUGUACUGAAUUGUUAUGUGCAAAUUUAUGUUGAACAGGCAGACAUCAUCGCCAACUUUCAUGUUGGAGAAGUUGUAACUUCUUUGCAAAAAGCCACUCUCAUUCCUGGAGGAUCUGAGUCUUUGGUAUAUACAACAUUGUCAGGCAGUAUUGGAAUGUUGGUACCAUUCACCUCCCAUGAGGUUAGUAGCAGUUCUUCUUUUUUUAAAGUCCCAUAUUUUUUUUAUUAUACUUAUUUUUUUAUGUAAUCAAAUAUGAUGAUCAAUCUUUCUCUCAUCUGAAUGCUCAGUUGAAGAUAAACUUUGGUACAACUUUCUGAUAUGAUUACAAGAAACUAUUUAAAUUUGAAGGUUUAUUAAACCCCUGCAAAGAAAAUAGUAUGUUGGAAAUAAAUGAAGUUCAUACAAAAGUGUUAAUGUUAUUUUUUUCAAUGGUUACAUCAGAAUUUGAAAUACUAGAUCUCUUCUGUUUAGUUAUUUGAUAUUUAAAUAAGUUCUGGUUGUUAGUUUUUGCAUUACAUCUGACCAAUUUCCCUCUUAAAAAACUGGCUGCUGAUAUAUUAAAUUUGUUCUAGGAUCAAGAUUUUUUUCAACAUUUGGAAAUGUACAUGAGGCAAGAGUACCCAUCUUUAUGUGGAAGAGAUCAUCUGGCUUUUAGAUCAUACUACUUCCCUGUCAAGGUAAUAAACAAAAUCAUAAAAAUGUGCUUUCAAAAAUUGGUUGCAUCUUUCCAUUGGAUGAUUUCCUGAUUGUUCCCACGUGAACUCAUUUAGAAUCUUUUUCAUUGUAUUUUAGGGUCUUAUGCAAACAUCUGUUAACUCAUUCCCCAUGGUUGCGACUAAAUGCGUCCUCUUGGGGGUUCCUCCUAAUGCGUCCCGGGGCAUAGCGACACACCUCUCUUAUUUUUAGUUAAAAAUAGCAAUGAAAUCUCGCAUUCCUCGAGACUUCUGGCUAUGGUGUGAUUUUAAUUUAGAAACCGGAAGUUUUUAUCUUGUUUCACUUAAAAACUACAUGUGCUAUAGUACGGUGCGUCUAUAUGUAGCAUGUGUUCGUCUGAGGUGCCUUGCUAGAUAGAGACACACUGUACCCAGGAAUACAUAGAUUUGAAAGUGAAACAAGAUAAAAACUUCUAGUUUUUAAGUUAAAAUCACACCAUCACCAGAAGUUUUGAUUGAUGUGACAUUUCAUUGCUGUUUUAAAAUUAAAAUAAGUGAUGCAUUGUUUGAACUUCCCAAUGACAUAUUUAGUCGCUACGGUUGGAAAUGAGUUAAGAUGUCUUUCUAGAUACUCAAUAGAUUUCAAAAUUCAUAUUUUCAUAUAAAUUUCUUAUUCUGCAAGUUUAUUUUACUAAGAUUGUCAUGAUUACGUACAUGCACACAUGCAUUGUUACCCCACAUGAAAAUUAAGAAAUUGCAUGAAAUCAAUGUUUUCCUCUGCGAUCAUUUAUAAAAUAUUUUGAUCAAUGGGAUGGGUUCAUUAAAUGUUUACAACCUCUUUUGCCAUGUUUUUACAAUUCUGAAAGUAAAAGUUUCUUUCAGUGUAAUAAUUCAUUAUUUAAUUACUUUAUUUUUAGAAUGUUAUUGAUGGUGAUCUGUGUGAAGUUUUCAACUCGAUGGAAACAAGCAAACAAAAAUCAAUAGCAGAAGAAUUGGAAGACAGAAGUGCUAAUGAGGUAAAUAUACUAGCAUAUUUGUAAUGUACCUAACUCUAAUUUUUAAACUAUUUAUUACAUUUUUUUUAAAAAGCUUAAUAUUUUUAAAUAACUUUUAUAUUUGACAUAUGUAAAUACUUGAUGUGAAUUUUCUUUUUUACAGGUUUCCAAGAAACUUGAGGAUAUCAGAACAAGAUAUGCAUUCUAGUUAUACAUUUCAUUGUAGCUCUGUAUUUUAGUUACCGGGUAUAAAUUAAAAUUUAUACUGCUUUUAGAACAAAAAACAGUUGAAAAAAGUUCAUGACAUUGUUAAAAGAGAGCAAGGUUUCAUAUGGAUCAUCACCGUCAAACCUCUGUGCAUAUAUCAAUAGAGGUAGCUAUAUAUGUUGAUCUGUUGUAAAAUGAAUUUUGUAAUUAUCCUUACUUAAAUAGUUGGUAGUUGUUAAUUUAUAAUUUCUCAAAAAAAAAAAAAAAAAAAAUAAAGAAAUUAACUUAAAUAAAAACCUUACAAAAAAAAAAAAAAAAAAAAAAAAAAAAAAAAAAAAAAAAAAAAAAAAAAAAAAAAAAAAAAAAAAAAAAAAAAAAAAAAUCACGAAUCCUUCAUAAUUACCAGUAUAUCACCACUUAUAACAGGCACUACACCAAAUUACUACAAUAAGGAUUCCCCGAAUGGAUGUUUUCUGAUGUUUUUACAGUUUACCGAAGAAUAAACGACAGAUAAAUAAUGAUAAUGUGUUGGAAAGCACACUGUGGACAAUCGAUGCAUUGUAUCCUUUAGAAGUUGUUGUUUUUCUGAAAUUCAAUGCAUUGAAUGAACAUAUUUAAUCAUCAGUUGGCAUAAAUUUGGCACAAGGUCAGACCAAUGAAUUUCUUGGCAUAUUUCUUCCUGAACCAGGUUUUACACAUAAGCAUUUAUACCACAAGUUGCCUUAGUAAAGUUAGAUUCCCGAAUUUCUCGUUUGUCUUACUGUAACAGUUGAAUUGCCGUGAGCCGGCUCGGUUGUUGCUAAAUAUGGUUGUCAAAAAAAAAUUCCGAAAACCAGAAAACUGAAUGAGCUAUAGGCUAUAUACGCUCUCAAAGAAGAUGUAUGAUUUAACAAUAAGGCAAAUUUUCAGACGAUAAUCGGGCGGCUAAAUAAAGACAAAAUUGAAAGGUCUUCAUCGUCAAGGGAGGUAACAAUGUCUCGUUUAAUUGACAAUAUUGACAAAGCAUUCAAUCGAACACGGGACAUUGAUAAUCUCAAGUUAGUUUUUAUCAAAUUUAUUUGUGGAAAUGAUGGAUUGUUUUUAAAUACAGUUAGAACGUAGGCCUCAUUACAAAAAAUCGGAAAAAAUGCCAAGUCAAAUGGGGCAGUACGAUUCAAUUUUAAAGCGAAUAAUUUCAAGUCAUGUUACAAAAAUAUUUUAACAGCACACAUAUUUCUUUGAAAAAUUUUCUUAAAUUCCUUUUUUUUUAAAUAGUUAAAACUAAAGGAUUUUAUUUGUUGCGAACCCAGUGGAUGGCCGAAAGGACGACUGAGAAAUCCAAUAAACAUUUCACGUCACAAGAAUUCUACAUGUAAAAAAAAAAUAUUUAAAAAGCCGCACACAAUUUGAUACCAAAUAUUCGGGGCUAUUAAAACUUUCCACUUGCUAUUGUUAUACUUCGUUUGGUUAAAAUAAUUCGUUCUUGGCUACGAUGAGUGUUUUAAUUUUGUUCGGAAAUUGUAUCAAGAUUUAAAGAAUUCUAUACCAGAUCAGUAAUCUAUAGAUCUAGUUUAUUAAAUAGAUCAUAAAUCAUAAAGACCCAGUCGAGACACAUCGCCUCGCUUUAUUGAUGACUUGCCGUGCUAAGAGCGCCACAACCUACAACAGUAUCGAGAGAGAGAGAGAGCGAGAGAGAGAGAGAGAGAGAGAGAGAGAGAGAGAGAGAGAGAGAGAGAGAGAGAGAGAGAGAGAGAGAGAGAUAAAAUACGUGAAAGAGAAGAGAGAGAGGGAAAAUAUAUAGAUAUAUUAAAAAAAAAAAUAAAACAUAUAAAAAAAAAAAAAAAAAAAAAAAAAAGAGAAAAAAAAAAAAAAAGUUCAUGACAUUGUUAAAAGAGAGAAAGGUUUCAUAUGGAUCAUCACCGUCAAACCUCUUUGCAUAUAUCAAUAGAGGUAGCUAUAUAUGUUGAUUUGUUUUAAAAUGAAUUUUGUAAUUAUCCUUACUUAAAUAGUUGGUAGUUGUUAAUUUAUAAUUUCUCAAAAAAAAAAAAAAAAAAGUUAUGGAAUUAACUUACAUAUAAACCUUGCAAAAACAAAUAAUUAAUUUUAUCAGGUGUUAAUAAUGUGAAGCAAAUUUCAGUUUUGGGAAAAACAUGACCUUGCAACAUAAGACAAAUUAGCUUCAUAAAGCCUAUCAUUAAAUUCAAUUAAUGUGUUAUUACUGUGCAUAAAAUUACUUAAGAUCGAGGUGAUGAUGCAUAAAAAAAAAUGUGGCCUUUUUGAAGAAAACAUUUAAUACUGACAUUGGCUAGUGUGUUCAUCAAACCUAGAGAUUGAAUCAUUUGUAUUUAAUGUAUUUUUCUGCAAGUUAUUUUUUUAAUAGUAUGCUAAAACAGCCAUGCUAUUAGGAACAUGUAUAUUACUGUAUAUAUCUAAAAACUUCGGUUGUAAAUAUUUAUUUGACAAUUAAGGUUUAAGUCAAGUAGCACUGAAUAAACUUGUGUUAUUACAUUUCUCUUUAUCGAACACUUUAUUUAUCAUCUCACUAAACAGAUGAUUUCAGUUACGGUACUGAAGAUUUUUUAAAUUUUACUUUGUUUAAUUAAUGAAGGUUACAUUAAUACAGUCUUAGUGAAUUUGAGUUUCAAUUGUAAUAAGUAAUUUUCUUCUAAUAGCAUGCAGUUGACAAAAUGGUAUUGAUAUUUGUAUUUUUAAAACAUGUUGAAAUAUAAUUUGUUCAUUGCAUAUUUUGUGAAAUAAACUUGAUGGAAU